Messenger RNA from Capsella rubella, 1614 nucleotides. RefSeq names its product AT-hook motif nuclear-localized protein 11. Bases 364 to 1416 code for a protein of 350 amino acids. Gene Ontology annotation, molecular function: minor groove of adenine-thymine-rich DNA binding. Lineage: Eukaryota; Viridiplantae; Streptophyta; Magnoliopsida; Brassicales; Brassicaceae. The record is from RefSeq and is a predicted model, not a curated record. The transcript has 6 exons.
UUUUCGAAUUUGAAAUCAUCCCAUAGUAGUUGUGUAUGUAAUCCAUCCCACACCCACAGUAAAUGCUUUCAACUCUUUUGGUGAAGGGAUCUGAUUGGAUAUUUCUUUUGUUUGUUUCUGUUUCCCUCUGUCACCCCAGUAAAGCAAAAAAGCAACAUCACAUUCCUCCCCUCCCUACACACACACAAGAAAGAGAGAGAACCCUAGGUAACCAACCCUUUUCCUUCACCAUUGCUUGAUUCUGGGAAGAUAAAAGCUUCUUGCUUCCGAAGUAAAUUACAAAUCAAAAUUUAGUAGCCUAUUAGCCACAAAAGUUGGAACCUUUUGAGAGUCCCCCAACUAAGUUAUAAAGUCAGAGUUUUUAUGGAUCGAAGAGAAGCAAUGGCGUUAUCCGGGUCGGGUUCUUACUAUAUCCAAAGAGGAAAUCCCGGUUCAGGUCCUCCUCCUCCGCAGACUCAACCGACGUUUCACGGAUCACAAGGGUUUCACCAUUUCUCCAAUUCCAACUCUCCUUUUGGGUCUAACCCAAACCCGAACCCUGGUGGCGGCUCUGCUGGAUUCGUGUCUCCUCCUUUACAAGUUGAGUCUUCUCCGGCCGAUUCUUCAGCAACGGCGGGAGCCGCGGUUGCUCCUCCUCCGUCGGGUGACACUUCUGUGAAGCGCAAGAGAGGACGGCCUAGGAAAUAUGGACAAGAUGGUUCUGUUUCGUUGGCAUUGUCUCCUUCCGUCUCCAACGUUUCUCCAAACUCUAACAAACGUGGCCGUGGAAGACCUCCUGGCUCCGGCAGGAAGCAACGGCUAACUACUGUUGGUGAAUUGAUGCCUUCAUCGUCUGGAAUGAGCUUCACACCGCACGUAAUUGUAGUUUCUAUUGGUGAAGACAUUGCAUCAAAGGUUAUUUCUUUCUCACAUCAAGGUCCAAGAGCAAUAUGUGUCUUAUCCGCUAGUGGUGCUGUCUCUACUGCAACUCUUCUUCAGCCACCACCAUCCCAUGGAACUAUUACAUACGAGGGUCGUUUUGAGCUCAUAUCUCUCUCAACUUCUUAUCUGAACACAACUGACAAUGACUACCCAAACCGCACUGGAAAUCUAGCGGUCUCACUUGCUAGCCCCGAUGGUCGUGUCAUUGGUGGUGGAAUUGGAGGUCCUCUAAUAGCAGCAAGUUCGGUUCAGGUCAUCGUUGGGAGCUUCAUUUGGGCAGCUCCGAAAGGGAAGACUAAAAAGCGAGAAGAAACUUCUGAAGAUGUCCAAGAUACUGAUGCUUUGGACAACAAUGAUAACACAGCAGCAGCGUCACCUCCUGUUCCUCAGCAAAGUCAAAACCUUGUUCAGACUCCUGUAGGCAUUUGGUCAACCGGUUCAAGGUCAAUGGAUAUGCAUCACGCCCAUAUCGACAUUGAUCUUAUGCGUGGAUGAUUCAUGUAUAUAUAAGCAUUGAAUCUAGGAGAAGAAGAUUUAAACUUGAGCUAACCUCUUUGAAAAAAAAGUCUAUUUGGUUGUUUAGGAAAGAAAAGACUUAGUAAUUUUAGGAAUUCUUCGUGUGUUUUCGAGCUUUUAAUUAGUCUUUGGUUUCUUGACUUGUGAUGAACAGGAAAAAAUUUCGCUUGUUGCUUA